This is a messenger RNA of Dacryopinax primogenitus, 924 nucleotides long. RefSeq names its product NADP-binding protein. Bases 1 to 924 code for a protein of 307 amino acids. The record is from RefSeq and is a predicted model, not a curated record. The transcript has 2 exons. Lineage: Eukaryota; Fungi; Basidiomycota; Dacrymycetes; Dacrymycetales; Dacrymycetaceae.
AUGAUAGUCCUCACGGGAACCACAGGCGGCCUAGGCUCUCAAGUCCUCAAACACCUCCUCCCUCUCCUUCCCCCUUCUCAGAUCCUCGUCUCCCUCUACAACCCCUCCGGCGCAUCAGAGCUCGUCCGUUCCUCAGGCGUACAAGUCCGCCAGGCGUCGUACAAAGAUCCUGCUUCCCUGGACGCUGCCUGGGCCGGAGCAGACAAACUGCUCAUCGUUUCCUACCCUUCGAUAGCUUAUGAUAUACGUGUUCGAGCGCACAGGAACGCAAUCGAUGCUGCUAAACGGCUCGGGAUUGGUCAUGUGUACUAUACGUCUCUCGGGUUCGGCAGUGGCUUAGGGGGAGAGAGUAAGGCAGCGGUGAUGCAGGCGCACCUGGAGACGGAACGGUAUUUGAAGGAGAGCGGGAUGAAGUGGACUAUCAUCCGGGAGGGGAUAUACUCUGAGAGCUGGCCGCUGUAUCUCGGCUUCUGGGGACUGGGAGAAGGGGAGGAAGCGGUCGUCCCGGUUGGUGAUGGGCCGGUCGCUUGGGUCAGCAGGGAGGAUCUGGGUGAAGCAACUGCGAGGAUCAUCGCUCAGGGAGCGUAUGCGAACGAAAGCAUACUCCUCUCGGGGCAGAAGACAUACACUCUCGUCGAGUUCGCGGCGCUUAUCAGCCAGAUCCUGUCCACCACGAAGCUCCAGCUUCGAGCCGACAGCGUCGAGGGCUACAUCCAUACACACGAGGGGCCUGGCCCAAGGGGAGAUCCCGAGUUCCUUAGACAGUGGGCGACGACGUACGCUGGCCUGGCAGCUGGGGAGUGUGCAGUUGUGGACCCGACUAUUGUGAGUGUUUUGGGGAGAGAGCUCAAGUCUGCUGAGAGGACGCUGAGGGAGAUGUUGGGUGUUGGAGGGGAUGAUUCGUUGGACAGGUAUGCGAAAUGA